AACUCGCAAAUCCAAAUUCAUAAAAGGAACUCACAAAUCCAGUAAAGCUUUGUUAUCAGAAUUUGUUCUCCAUUCACAAUCCCAUAAAAGUUUCGCAAACCCAAAAAAGCGUCGCUAACCCAUAAAUUACAACCCAUCCAAACUAACCAAAUCCAGAAUUGAUACUUCUUCUCCUCAAACCUAGAAUUGGAACCCUAAAAAAAUAACAAACACAAGAAAAAAAUGCAUACAUCAGAAUCCUUCUCCCACCGUGGCCGCUAGUCUCGCACCGGACCUUAUACUCGUUGAUAUCCAACCGGCCUUAAAUCGUCUUGCUUCCAGCACCAUCUCAUCUUACCCCCACCUCCUCGCCCUCAGCCCCUACCCUGCUGAAACCCCAUCUUCUGCCGAAGCAAAACCUGCAAAAAAAAAAAACUUAAGCCAAACUAAUCCAAUCGUUCUCGUAGGAAUGCUCCGCCAUUGCAACCUCUCGAUCCGCCAGUCACCUCUUGAGCUCGGCGCCAUCGUCGCCUGUCGAUCUCUCCAUCCGUUACCUGUUGUUCUCUCCGUCCGUCGCUUGCGAUCUCUCCGCUCGUCACCUGUCAAUCUCUCCGCCCCUUGUCUCUCGAUCUCUCUGCCAUCGUCGUCAAAUCUCGGCAAUCGUUGUCGUCUCAAUCUCUCCGUCAGCGUCACCCAUCGUCGCUUGAGGAGGCAGCUAGCGGUGAUCUUUUUGGAGAGGAAGGAAGAGAUGAAGACAUUGUUUUCUUUGAGAGUAGAGGAGCAUGUGCAGGGUGGUUUUUUUGGAGAGAACGAAGAAGGGCGGAAAAGAAGGAAAGUUGAGAAGGGGAAGAAUUAAUGAAUGGGAAGAGAUAAAAGAGGGCAGAGGGG
Linum trigynum is the source of this 867-nucleotide messenger RNA. NCBI's taxonomy places the organism in Eukaryota, Viridiplantae, Streptophyta, Magnoliopsida, Malpighiales, Linaceae. The record is from the annotation of a GenBank genome assembly.